UAGCUUCAAUUAUUUGUCCAAUAGGAUUCGACUUCUGUGUUCGGUUAGAGAAACUGUUUCGGUAACAGCUGAAGAUAGAGUAUUAGUCCACCUUUUCUGUGUUCAGUACAGAACAAAGCAAAGGCUUUUAACAUGGAUAGACUAGAGGACCUUGCUUCAAGUCUGGAGACACUGGCAUUUCAUGGAUUUCAGACUCCAACAGUUGGCAAUGGAGAGAAGGAAAGCCCAGCUAUAGAGAUACUAAGAAUAAAAGAACAGAUGUCAAAUCAAUGUUUUGAGAUGACUGUGAAACUACAAUCAGGAGAAAGCAAAAGAUCUUGCAGUGCGUCUGAUGCUGAGAAAGACCUGCCAGAUUAUGUUAAUACAUUGGAGGAAGCAAAAAUAACCCAUUUUAACAAGACAUUGGCCUUACACAGGAUGCAGGUGUGGCAUGUCAUCUCUGAGAAGUUGAAACAGAGGGAUCCAGAGGCUGAAGCAAUGAGGAAACUAACCAAUCAUAGCCUAGACCUUUGUUUAAAAAUAAAGACACUUCAGCAGGAAUCAUUUGAGCUUCAGGACCAAAUCACUGCCCUACAAAAACAGAGGCUAGAUCUGAAGCGUCUCACACAUGAAAAAAUGAAGGAAAUGGAAGAGCUGAAGACGAAGGGAGAACACCCUGUAGCAGAAGAGUACAGAAAUGUCCUGCAGAAAGCCCAGUCUUACCUGGAGAAGUACCAGAAGAUGGUUGCCAUCGAACAGAAUGUCCUGCGGGGGAUCAUCAUUGCAAGUAAAGUGAACUGGAGAGAAGACCCCAAACUGAGAGAGAUUGCCAUGACGCUGGAGGACAUUACCAUCUCUGAUGACUGAAAAUGCCACAUGGAGGGGGGGGGGGGGAAUUGCAACAUUAUUGUUUCUAGGUAUAUGUACAGUUAAACAGUGAAUCUGUGGUUAGACAUUGUUUAUGAAACGAUGUAUAUUUCUUUGUUAUGAUUUACAUUUUAUAUAAAUAAAACUUGU
Messenger RNA from Esox lucius (northern pike), 996 nucleotides. It is a transcript of the gene cenph, whose product is annotated as centromere protein H. Gene Ontology annotation, cellular component: kinetochore; nucleus. Gene Ontology annotation, molecular function: kinetochore binding. The record is from RefSeq and is a predicted model, not a curated record. NCBI's taxonomy places the organism in Eukaryota, Metazoa, Chordata, Actinopteri, Esociformes, Esocidae. Gene Ontology annotation, biological process: kinetochore assembly; mitotic spindle organization; chromosome segregation. The transcript has 10 exons. The coding region runs from base 133 to 846 and encodes 237 amino acids.